AUGCCGCUCUUAAAUGGAGAGCAAUUUGUUAAGAAGCCUCUCCCGCCACAUAUGAAACCAGAUGACGAGGUUUUCUUCUCCCCGAUUACAUUCGAGAUUUUCCAAGAUUAUGAUGAAUUUUUUGAACGGACCAUCCUUCUGAACAGCGCCACCUGGAACUGCUCCUUUUGCAACAAGUCGCAGUUGACGUACAAUGAGGCAGUUGCAUGUGAGAAAUCAGACCUUGAUCAAUUAAACAACUUUGGUGUUGCACUAUGUCGUGGCCUGCUCUAUAUCACCUUCCAGGCGAGGCGCAGAAAGUUGUCCGAAUUGGUGGACCUGCUGCACGGAUUCGUCCAUUACCGGUUUUUCAUUGGGGAGAGUGUAUUUGUGAAGCGGUCCGACUUCAAGACUGCACUUGAUCUCAUACCUAGACUGUGUGGCUGGAAGUUGCCAUCCCACUCUGACGGCAUGCAUCGCGCAUCUGAACUUCCAGAUCCCUCGGUCAUCAAGUACGUUGUCAAGAGAUCAAUGACGGCCGGUCCCGAGGGUUGUUCCGCGCCUGAAAACUCAUCUUCCAUGAUCCUCUCCGGCUCCGUCUUACAACGCGGACCGAAAAAUUUCCUGACGCGUGAGAAGAUCAAGUUUUUCAUCCGCCAGACCUGUCACCUGGAGUUUUCAGUAUUCAAACCAAAGAAAACUAUCAUGGAACACUUCAACCUAGAACCCUUUGGCAUUCUGUCCUGGACUGAUUUCUUCGUCGCCCCAGAGCCACUCUGGUACCAGCUGGCGCCGCCGCCCGUUGCCCUGUUAAAACCAAAGAUGUUGCGCAUUGAUGCCCCGCCGUCCAAGACCCUGCCGUCGCAUCAAGGUUCUCAAAUGGUUAACAUGGGUGGGAAAAAUGACUGUAGUAAUACAAGUAGCGGCAGUGGAGGAGAAGCACCCCCAAAGAAAGUUGCCUUCACGCGAAUACCGCCCUCACAACAGCAACAACCCCAUCCAAAAAUCGUGGUGGAUAUUGUUGGCGCGCAGGCCUUUGAGGAGAGCCAGGCUCAGGGUACUGUUUCUCCCUAA
Molecule: messenger RNA, 1053 nt
Organism: Dibothriocephalus latus
Lineage: Eukaryota; Metazoa; Platyhelminthes; Cestoda; Diphyllobothriidea; Diphyllobothriidae
Source: the annotation of a GenBank genome assembly